AUGGAGACCUGUAACAGCGAACACCCCCGCUGUCGGCGACGACAGACACCCAGAUUGCCCAAGCGUGUGCUGGAGGUGACGGAUGACGCAUCUGUUCCCGGUAACCGUCUGUACGUUUGCGCGCCUGAAGAGUGCUGCGCAUACAUUGCCCUGAGCCAUUGCUGGGGCGACGCGGCAACAGUGCCCAAGACGACGCGAGCCACUCUGGAGCUGUACAAGCAAACAGUCCCAGACGAGGUUUUGUCACGGACGUUUCGCGAUGCGAUUUUGAUCACUCGACAGCUUGGUUUCAAAUACAUCUGGAUAGAUGCGCUCUGCAUUGUCGAGGACGAUCCACAGGAUUGGGCUGCCGAAGCAGUCACUAUGGCCGCGAUAUACGGCAACGCAAGCCUUACUAUCGCUGCGGCAUCCUCGGAAGACGGCCAUAGCGGCUUAUUCUACGAGCGCCAGAGGGGACAAGAACGCCGAGUACCCACUGAUCCAUCGCUGAACAUGGAAUUCCUCGUAAGGCUUCGGGUCGACCAUGAAUUCGCCCAGACUUUGGUCGGCAGGCCAACGUGGGGCUCAUGGCCGCUGUCGAAACGAAAGUGGUGCUUCCAAGAGCGCAUCCUAAGCCGGCGGACUGUGUACUACACUAAUGGCGAGAUCGUGUGGGAGUAUAUGACGGGGGUGCUGUGUGAAUGCGGCGAGGAUACUUUGACCGGCUCAGGUCCACCACUGGGACCAGGCUCCUAUUUGUUCGACAAGCGGAGGCUUGCCGAGACGGGGCCUACUUUUGACAGAGACCUUCCUCCGAGGCUGAAAGAGGUAGCACCCACCUGGUCAUGGGCGUCCAUAAUCGGCGCCCCCAUUGAUUACAAUGACGUGCGAUUUUGGGGCAGCAGCGGGAAUCCGAAAUGCUUCACGGGAUCUGAGCUGGAGCGCUUCUACGAACCACAGGUCCACGUACGCAAUGCUCACUGGGAGCAAAUAGACAACGACCCGUUCGGACGCAUCAGUGGCGCUGUACUGGACCUGGAAGCGCUGGGGAUCCAAACGACAUUCUCAAGUGUCGGACAAAGCUGGGUCAAGUUUAAUCACUGGAAGAACUGGACCCAAUGCGCUUUCGACGAAUAUCAGGACUACGCAGACAUCGAGGGAAAAGAAGCGUGGCUGCUGCUUAUAGUGCGUAAUAACGCCGCUUACCAUAAGGAGGUCUAUCUCGUGGUAAGACCUAACGACGAUGGCACUUCUCGACGUAUUGCGCUUGCUGGCGGAAGGGAUCGCUGCGUGUUGGAGAACUCUCAGCGCCCGGCAGAAAGAAAGACUUUCCGCCUUGUCUAG
Messenger RNA from Anthostomella pinea, 1323 nucleotides. NCBI's taxonomy places the organism in Eukaryota, Fungi, Ascomycota, Sordariomycetes, Xylariales, Xylariaceae. The record is from the annotation of a GenBank genome assembly.